This is a messenger RNA of Helobdella robusta, 2894 nucleotides long. RefSeq lists its product as hypothetical. Gene Ontology annotation, cellular component: membrane; endoplasmic reticulum. The coding region runs from base 198 to 2315 and encodes 705 amino acids. The transcript is spliced from 18 exons. The record is from RefSeq and is a predicted model, not a curated record. NCBI's taxonomy places the organism in Eukaryota, Metazoa, Annelida, Clitellata, Rhynchobdellida, Glossiphoniidae. Gene Ontology annotation, molecular function: long-chain fatty acid-CoA ligase activity.
GUUAGCCUAAGAAACUCGUGAACUAAACUUUUAUAAAAACAGUUUUAUUGAUUUAUUUUAAGACUAAAUAAUUAUACAAAUAAUAAUAAUAAUAAUUGUUAUUAUUAUAUUUAAAUUAAUAAUACAAAACAAUAAAAAUUUACCUAUAGAUUUAAGUGAUUGUUAUAAGUUUUCAAGACUUUUGGUGGAAACUGAAAAUGAUGAACAUGGGAACUGAUAUACAAGGGCCAGACAAGAUACUGCCGACUGAAAAUAUUUUCACCUGGAAACGUGAUUGUGUUAAAUUAAGGCAUUUCGUUUACAACAACAACAACAACAACAACAAUAAUAAUCUGGAUAAUGGCUGUGAUGACGAUGCGUUCGCUCCAUCCGUUUCCAUUGUGACGAAGUUUAGGCAGGAAGCUGAGAAAUACGCUGAAACUAUUGCAAUGGUUGACAGGGGCGACGGCAGCCCUCCUCACGUAGUAACCUACAGGGACUACCACCAUCAAGUCAUCCACGUCGCCAAAAUAUUCAUCAAGUUGGGCCUGGAGGUUGAGCAUAGCCUCGGCAUCAUCGGAUUCAACUCACCGCAGUGGUUCAUAUCUCACCUCGCCUCUAUACAUGCUGGAGGUUUUUCCGCGGGAAUUUACGCGACGAACUCGAGAGCGGCCUGCAAGUUCAUCUGCCAGGAUUCCAGGUGUGAUGUGGUUGUCGUGGAGGAUGAUAACCAACUGAGAAAGUUCAUUAAUGAUGAUGGUAAACUUUCUUGGGGCAUAAAGGCAAUAAUACAGUACAGAGGCAAACCUUCCGUCACUCAUCCAAAUAUUUACUCGUGGAAUGAUAUAAUGACGAUGAAGACGAGUGAUGACGAUGACGUUGAACUGGGGAGAAGGAUUAACAAUCUGGCCGUCAACAAGUGUGCCGUCCUCAUAUAUACGUCAGGAACUACGGGCGAACCAAAAGGAGCUAUGCUAAGCCAUGAUAAUAUCUUAUGGACAGCCCAGCGUAUGAUACGUCACGUUCGGCACAUGAUACACUGGGACGCAUCUAGAGACACGACCAAUGACGUCAUGGUUUCGUACUUACCGCUCAGUCACGUGGCAGGCAUGAUGCUCGAUCUUUAUUGGCCAAUGCUGUGUGGAGGCGGGACGACAUAUUUCGCUAGGCCAGACGCUUUGAAGGGCUCACUUUUAAAGACAGUGAAAGAGACACGACCGACAUUUUUUUUCGGAGUACCGCGAGUUUGGGAGAAGAUGCGUGAGAAAAUGAUGGCGCAACUGAGUGCGAACACUAAUCCCAUUAAAAACUGGAUCCUCAACUGGGCCAGGGACGUCGGGAUGGAGGCCAAUAGUCGCAAACCGAAACCGUUAUUAUUCGGAUUGGCAAAAUUGUUAGUAUUCGACAAGAUUCGAGUCGAACUCGGUUUAGAUCGAAGCCGAAUUUUUUACACUGGCGGAGCACCGAGCAAAAAAGAAGUGUUGGACUUCUUUUUGGGUUUCAACAUUCCCAUCAUGGAGCUGUACGGACUGUCGGAAAGUUCCGGCCCCCACACAGUCAACUUGCCAGACGAACCAAAUUUUGAUUCCCAGGGAAAAGUCGUCCCAGGGUUUUUGUGCAAAUUUUUAAAAGUGGAUGACGACAACAACCACUAUAAUCAUGAUGAAAGUAAAGAUGAUGAUGGUGAUGAUUAUGGAGAGAUAUGCAUGAACGGGCGGCAGAUUUUCAUGGGAUAUUUGGAUAAGGAGGUGCUGACCAGACAGGCAUUCACGGAGGAUGGCUGGUUGAGAAGUGGAGAUCUUGGUAGGAUGGAUCGAGAUGGAUAUCUCUACGUCACAGGUCGCUUAAAAGAAUUAUUAGUAACAGACGGUGGAGAAAAUAUCGCGCCCUUGCCCAUAGAAUCAAGAGUUCAUCAGCGUCUGCCGUGUUUAAGCAACUGCAUGUUGGUGGGCGACAAAAGGAAAUUUUUAUCUAUGCUCAUUACAUUCAAAACAAACAUAGACACAACUACUGGAGAGCCAUCAGACACAUUGGCUGAUGACGUCAUAACCUGGUGCAGAAGUUUUCACUCCCAGGCCAGGACCGUCCAAGAUUUGAUAGCCACGCCGAAUACCAGUGACGUCAUGAGAGCAAUUCAGCACGUGAUCGAUGACGUCAACAUGGAAGCAACAUCGAACGCGCAUAAAAUUCAAAAAUGGCUCAUUCUUCCGAAAGAUUUCAGCCUCGGAGGAGGUGAACUAGGACCGACUUUGAAAUUGCGAAGGAAAGUGGUCACGACCAAAUACGAAAAAUUAAUAAACGAUUUGUAUGACGUCCAUGUUGUUAAUAAAUUGUAAUUCAUCUGAUGAUUGAAUGACUGAAUGAGCGACUGAAUGAAUGAAUGAAUGAUAAAUGAAUUAAUGAAUGAAUGAUGAUGAAUUAAUGAAUCGGGGAAUGAAUAACUCGCAUUUACUUAUCGUUAAUAUUUGGACAAAUUAGUUCAUCGCCACUUCAAAUGUUCUUAAAUAAUGUUUUUAUGAUUGAUGUUAUAGCGUAACAACAACAACAACACUAACAAUAAUAAUAAUCGUUAUUGUUCUUGCUUUUAUUCUUAUUAUUUUUAUUCUUCUUCAUCAUCUUAUUGUUGCUAUUUUAAAUUUCGUCACUCCCGCUAUUUUAAUAAUAAUGAUCUGUUUGAAGGCUUUUAAACUAACAUAGACUCAUAAACUCGAUUAAAAUUUUUUCGUUAUUAUUAUAAUUUAGUAUUAUUAUUCAUAAAUAAAUAUUAAAUAAACUUUCUGAUAACUUGUAUCAGUGCUCGAUGAUUGUAGAUAAGUUUGAGACACCAACGAGUGCUUUUUGUAAUAAUUUUAAUCGGUCCUUUUUAAAAUUUCAUGACCAAUUCUUUCUAAUGUUUUAAGGUUAUAAACGUUAUA